Molecule: messenger RNA, 1068 nt
Organism: Paramuricea clavata
Lineage: Eukaryota; Metazoa; Cnidaria; Anthozoa; Malacalcyonacea; Plexauridae
Source: the annotation of a GenBank genome assembly
UACUGUGUCUUUGCGGUGGGUAAAGAAGUGAUUUUUUCGCAAAGUUAUACCCCACACGUUGCGAAGACUAUCGUAUUGCAAUUUUGCGUCUGUUCUCAAUACUGAUAACAUGCAGUGCUGUGUUCACAAUGUUCGGUAGUUUUAAGGUUCCUAAGCUAACGCAAAAGCAAAAUAAUAAACCUGAUUUACCAAAAUUUGAGUGGGCGAAGGUAAUAAAACAGAAAAAGCUUGGAUCUGGUAGUUUUGGUUCGGUGCAUCUGGCAAAAUAUGUCCAAAACGCUACCAGUCAACGGGAUGUCGUUGUCAAAAAAUUGAAAAAUGUAUCUCUUGAUUCCAAGACUCGAUUUGUGAAAGAAGCAACGAUUUUGAAUAAUGUUAAAGGACACAGAAACAACAGAAUUUUUGGGACUGUGCACCGAACCAUACGCAAUAAUGAUGCAGUAUUCCUGUUUCAACUUUGCCAUAUUUGGAGCUGAUAGUAGCGUCAGUUCCCUUGCAGAUUUUCUUCAGUUUGUGGACACUGAAUAUAAUUUUUUAUCAUUUUCUGAAGUUUUGCCAGUAUGCGUGAAAGAUAUCGUUACUGGUCUGGACUAUCUUCACAGCCAUAAUGUAGCGCAUCGUGAUUUAAAACCUGGAAACAUUUUGGUCUGUAAUCAACACUUGCCUAAUAGCAGUGAUGAUACUGUUCUUGGUAAAGCUUAUCAAGCUUGUCCGAUUGUCUGCCGUUUAAGUGACUUUGGUCUUAGUCGGAGUGUCGACGUACAAACCAAGUCAGUUCUAACAUCGAAAACAACGUCUAUCAGUUGUGGUAUGCCUGUGUACAUGGCUCCAGAGAUUCAUUUGAAUCAACUUGUCAUGGCUGGACAAGAAGACCUCAGGCGGGCGGAUAUGUGGUCACUCGGUCUUGUAAUGCAUGCCAUGCUUAAUCCGGAUCUCUGUAGCCCGUAUAGAACUGAAUUGAUGCAGACUGCUUCUGUUGACCCCCAAGUGGAGCUUAGAAAUAUUAUGGCGAAACGGCAACUGCCACAACACUCUUCAAAAUAUGAACAGUUGCGAAUUUCAACAUAA